Clonostachys byssicola is the source of this 2052-nucleotide messenger RNA. NCBI's taxonomy places the organism in Eukaryota, Fungi, Ascomycota, Sordariomycetes, Hypocreales, Bionectriaceae. The record is from the annotation of a GenBank genome assembly.
AUGCCGCCGAGAUGUGUGAGCCGAGCAUGUAUCAACUGCCAGAAACGAAAGAGUCGGUGCGUGCGUAGUGUCGGCCGUAACGGCGGGAGACCGGACAACGGAGCUCCGUGCUCCUACUGCCUGCAGACAGGCAAAUCCUGCAGCUUCGAGAGUCCGCCAGACCGGACGCCCCUGACCAGGAACAAUCUGGAUGCCGCCGAACUUCGGUGCGCGCAGCUCCAAUCGCUCAUCAAAUCGCUCAACCCGGAUCUAGACAUUGACUCCGCCCUUGGUCAGCAAGCCCAGACUCCUAGCUCCAGCCAAGCGACCGAAGCCGCUUGGGACGCGUCGACUCUCCACGAGUACGAGUGGCACGAAGACUCGCUAUCCCCCGAGGCGGAGCAUCAUAGGCUAAUCGGCUCUGAUGGUAUGGCUACCAUUUCCAACAUCGACUCGGGAUAUCUUGGAAGCAGCUCAGGCUCAUAUAUUCUCGGCGAAAUCGAUCCUGAUAUAACUCUUAGACCUCAAGUAGGCCGUCGCAGAGUUCAACCGAGAACAGACCCCUCCCUACGUGCUCCACGGCUCGAUGGGCCCGAGCCAAUAGAUCUUCCCUUGUCCUACAUUUCUAGUCAACUGAUUGACGCGUUCUUCCUUCGUUACAAUACAUCCUACCCCAUCCUGCAUGAAAAGUCUUUCAGAGACCGGGUCGCAGCCAGACCUGUGAGACUUCUGCCCCAUUCACCAUGGCGCGUCAUCUACUACAUGGUCCUAGCUAUUGGCCAUUGGGCCACCAGUGAUGAGACGGAGCACUUGCGGGCCAGGUAUUAUACCGCUGCGAGGGCCAGUUUUUCGUUUCAGAUGCUCGAGUCCGGCACAAUGGAGACGGUACAGGCCUUCUUGCUGGUGGGCAACUAUCUCCAGAAGCGAGAUCGGGCAAAUACAGGUUACAAUUUUAUUGGGCUUGCUUACAGAAUGGCGGUCGGUCUUGGGAUGCACCACGAGCAGCCGACUUCAGAUUCAAACACGAUUGGUCACGAAAGGCGGCGGCAGAUUUUCUGGACGGCCUACUGUUUUGAAAGCGGGUUCAACAUCACUACAGGGCGACCUCCGGCCGUAUCGGAGACAUUCUUCGAUACAAGGCUCCCAUUGAAUAUUGACGAUCAUGACCUUUCGUUACAAUCACCCGUCCCUCAGGAGCUCAACUACCCAACAACGUGCUCUGCAAUCAUUGCUCAGGCUCGCCUAGCCAAGAUUGGGGACGCUGUCUACCGCGAGUUCCUCUUAGCCAGGACAAAUGGCUCGAAGAUUGAGUACCGCCUCGCCGAAUCUCUAGGCAGAGAGUUGACGAUUUGGAAGCAAAGCUUGCCACAAUUCUUCAAAGAGCCUCCAUCCUCGGCACCCUGGUUCCAAGGUCCACGGGCAGUCGUUAUCUGGAAGGAGCAGAAUCUGCGCAUCCUUCUCUGGCGCGGGAGCCAGGAUCCUCCCGCUUUCCUACCUACCAGAGUUACCGCCACUGAGAGGUGCCUGGAUGCUACGCUGGAAAUCAUCCAUGACAUCGCAGCAUUUUGCAUGCUUAGCGAUGUCACCAUGUACCAGAGCCUUGCUUGGUACGCGACUUAUUUCAUCUUCCAGGCCGCACUAGUCCUUGAGGCCUGUUCUCUUCAAAGCAGCGUUCACGAUCCAGGGCAGAUGAUGGUACAAACACAAGUCUGGCAACACUCCACCAUGGAGGUCCGUGUUUGUUUACGUAAGUUAUCCGAGACGAGCAAAUCGGCAGAGCGGUGCCUAGAACUUCUAGAUCAAGUGCAGAAUAGGUUCAGGCCGUAUAUAAGAGGUGGUUUUGAGGCUGGUGAGAAUAAUGAGAGCGUUUCCACCAAUCAACCAGAGCUCGUGCCGGAGGUUCCUGUUGACUUACAAGCCGCAAACGAUCUCACAACUUACAACCUAGAUCAGCAACAAGAACUUGGCAACGAGCUCUCAGAUCCAAGUCUACGAGGCUUUCUUGACGAAAUGUCGCUAGAUUAUAUGGACAACUUGCCUUUGGACUUUCUCUUUGGGGAAUGGCCAGCUUAA